Aplysia californica (California sea hare) is the source of this 867-nucleotide messenger RNA. Its product is annotated as tryptophan 2,3-dioxygenase. Lineage: Eukaryota; Metazoa; Mollusca; Gastropoda; Aplysiida; Aplysiidae. Gene Ontology annotation, molecular function: heme binding; L-tryptophan 2,3-dioxygenase activity; metal ion binding. The record is from RefSeq and is a predicted model, not a curated record. The transcript has 6 exons. Bases 1 to 774 code for a protein of 257 amino acids.
AUGUCUCUCUCCCCAGCGUAUGAGCUGUGGUUCAAGCAAAUCCUGCACGAAAUUGACUCAGUGCGAGAGAUGUUCAUGCUGCCAGUCCUGGACGAAACCAAGACGUUGCUCAUUCUGAAUCGACUUAGCCGAGUGGUGCUCAUUUUAAAGCUCAUGGUAGACCAAAUUGACAUUUUGGAGACCAUGACGCCUUUGGACUUUUUAGAGUUCAGGCAAAAAAAAAGGCGUAUAAAAAUCCGUCUUGUCUCCGUCCAGUCGUCCCGUGUCAAGUACAACCAGGAACAUUACGCCAAAGUUUUCUCAGAUGCCGACAAGGUCAAGGAACUGCAAGCCUCCAUCAACGAGCCCUCUCUUUUCCAGCUGGUCGAGAAAUGGCUGGAGAGGACCCCAGGCUUGACGGUCAAGUCGUUCCAGUUCUGGGAGUUGUACAAGAGAUCAGUGGGCGUGUGGCUCCAAGAUAUGAUCCUCGCACCUGCACAGGUAAGACAUCCCUUCCUCAGAUUUACAAAACUUCUAUCUGCACAUGACCGCUACAAGGUGUUCCUGGACCUGUUCAACAUGUCCACCUACCUGAUCCCGCGUGCCUAUAUCCCGCCACUGUCAAGGUCACUCCGCCGCCAGCUGAGCAUCCUCAUCCACGAGCACACACCACGUGACUCCUCAGACGAGGACCUGGAAGAGGAAACAGCCGCCGCCGCCCGAGCUGCAAAGGAUGGUGGGAAGGGUGGUGACGUCGAUGGUCCUGAAUUCGGGAAAGUCAAGUUUGAAAUCUGAUGAUCGCUGAAGAGCAUUGCGUUGUAUUGUGUUGUGUCAAAGAUAGUAAAUAACAUGAUGGUCCACUCAGCCAAAAAAGUGUCCGCCGGAAGU